GGCAUUUAUCGAGCUUCUGACGCCUUCUUUCCGUUGAUCAUAAAAAUCGGUACCUAGGUAGUAUAAAUUUUUGCCCUCAGGGUUAAGGCAACCAUCCUCUUCGAUGGCGAGCGCAAAAGCAAGCGCUUCUUCUUCGUCUUCCACAGGAGCUCAGCCGAUGAGGAGGCCGGGUUAUGGCCAACAGGGAACGCCUGUCCGCCUCACCUGUAACCAUUUUGCCGUGACGCUCUCUCGAGGAAUGGAUGUAGCGCAAUACAACGUGAAGAUAUCAUAUGCUGAUGAUCCCAACGACAAGGUUCUCGUCGAGAAAGGGGCGAACCGCCGAGUAAUGGACAAGGUCCGGGCCGAGCUUGGAAAAAAACUCAUUUUUGACGGAGAGAAUACGGCGUACGUGCUCGGCGAUCUCUCUUUCGGCGACAAGGAAAUGGAAGUCACGCUCGACAAAGCAAUGGGAGCAUCUUCCUCGUCUGGGGGCCCCGCGAAAAAGAGAAGAGCGGAUGCCAGCUCUUACAUGGUGAGGAUCAAGUUCUCAACCAAAGUGGACUUGGGCAUCCUUAUGAGGAAGGAAGAUCUUCAUUUGUCUCGGGCGCAAGAUGCAUUGAGGGUCCUUGACGUUCUUGUUCGCGAACAAGCCGCCAGAAGGGAGUACGUUUUACUGCGUGAGAGCUACUUUCAUCAGUCCCUUGGUCCAGUAAAAGAUGUUGGAGAAGGGGUGGAAAGCUGGAGUGGCUACCACGCUAGCUUCCGACCUUGUUCUCUGGGAUUAUCACUGAACUUGGAUCCGUCGACAACAAUCGUCAUCAAGCCCCAGUUGGUGCACGAAUUUCUUGCGGAGUAUUUCGAUACAUCUCCAGGAGGCAUUCGUGCCGAUCACUUGACCCGGGCGAAGAGAGUGCUGAAGGGAAUCGUGGUGCAAGUUUACACUAAGACGAGGCACAAAAUAUUCGGUUUUAGCGAUGAACCAGCAUCCUCUCAAAGGUUUGAAUUGAAAGAGAAAGGAGCCGAUGGCACGUUUAGACUGAAUUCAACGACAGUUCUUCAGUACUAUCAAGCUAGAUACAACGAAACCUUGCAAUUCCCCAAUUUGCACUGUGUCAACGUAGGGAAAGCCACGCGAGCAGUUUAUGUACCGAUGGAGUUCUGUUCGAUUCUGCCUGGACAACGGUAUAAAAGAAAACUGAGCGGGAAUCAGAUUCGCAGGCACCUUGACCAAGCACGACUGCUGCCGAGUGAUCGUGCUAAUGUGAUCAACUCGGGCAUUACGCAACUACUGUCAAAUUCAAGCGUGGAAUUGCAGUCCCUCAACGUCAAGGUUGACAGCAAAAUGAUGUCAGUUCAAGGACGUGUUCUUCCGGCGCCAUUGCUCAAGUUUGGACACCGGGACGUACCAGUCCAGGCUGGGAGGUGGAACUACAACCGCGAUACCGUCGCCCGAGCUGCCCUUCCUGUCAAGGAGUGGAUUGUUGUUUGCUUUAACCGCAGAAAGAAUCCUUUCAGCCAUCAAGACGUUUCUCGGAUUGCUAACCAGUUGAAGGAAUGUUGCGUGCAGAAGGGCAUGGCUGUUGAGAAUCCCGGUCUAGUGUUGGUAGAAGAUCCAAGCUUCUCUGAGCAUCCAGGUUGGGAAAGGGUGGAUAUGAUGGUUGCCAAGAUGCGGAAGAAUAAUCCUAAUCCCGGUCGUCGUCCGGGGUUCGUUCUCUGUCUUCUUCCGAGCAAGGAAUCGGAUGCCUACGCGCCAUUCAAACGACUCUUUUUGACGAAAGAAGGAAUUCCGAACCAGUGCAUAGCGCCCCAGAGGAAUCCCAACAAUCAAUACCUGACGAACGUCGUUUUGAAGAUGAAUGCAAAGUUAGGGGGCUACAACACGGUUUUAACUAGUGAAUUUAAGAAAGAAUUGCCAAAGCUUUCAUAUGCUCAAACCAUGAUCUUGGGAAUGGACGUGUCGCAUGGAUCUCCAUUUUCCCACACCCCGUCGGUCGCGGCUAUGGUUGGCUCUUUUGACUGGCCAAGGAUUACGAGGUACUCCGCUCGCGUGAUGGCGCAAUCGGCAAAACAGGAAGCGUUCGCCAACAUUCCAUCGAUGCUGGAGAGCCUCCUGAAGAACUUUAAGAACUUCCAGGGCGAGAAGGGUUGCUACCCUCAGCAAUUGAUUGUGUUCAGAGAUGGAGUGAGUGAAUCCCAGUUUGAGAGCGUCCUCACCGGGGAACUGCAAGACAUCAUCAAGACUUGCGAAGGUCUCGGCAUCAGGCCGAAGAUAACUCUGGUUGUAGCACAGAAAAGGCACCAUACGCGUUUCUUGCCGGUGGGGCAGCAGAAAAAGAAUGUCGAACCUGGGACCGUUGUGGACCGCGACGUCGCACAUCCUACGAAUUUCGACUUCUUCCUGUGCAGUCACUUCGGCAUGCUCUUUGUUCCAGGGAACAAGCAGGCCGACACACUACAUCGUGCUCUACGACGAGAUUGGUUUCACGCCGGACGAGAUCCAAAUGACCAUCAACAAUCUGUGCUACACCUACGUCAAGAGCACGACAGCAGUAUCAGUGGUUGCGCCGAUCAACUACGCGCAUCUGGCCGCGAAGAAAAUGAAGAACUUUAUGUCGCUGGACGGCUCCGAGACGGGGUCACUUUCAUCCGCCGCUACCAGAGAGUCAGCACCGCCGGCCCCGGUUUUGCCAGAGCUCCAGGGCAACGUCGCCAACACUAUGUUCUUCGUCUAGGAGAGAGGAAGGAAUCAAAGAGCUCGCGCGCUGCGGUACAGAGUUUCUCGUUUUUUUUACUAAAGCAUUCCACUGCGAGAGAUUAUAGCAGGCAAAGCUUGGAAUUUUUCAUUCCAAGAGAUUUUCUGCGUGGAGAAGUCCACAGCAACAUCGGGUUUUACAUAUUUAUAUAGAAGGGAAGGUGCGAUGAAAAGAAUGGCGGCUUUUCUUUACAUGCUUUCGAGAA
Molecule: messenger RNA, 2940 nt
Organism: Selaginella moellendorffii
Lineage: Eukaryota; Viridiplantae; Streptophyta; Lycopodiopsida; Selaginellales; Selaginellaceae
Product: protein argonaute 4A
Exons: 21
Coding region: 104-2887 (927 amino acids)
Biological process (GO): regulatory ncRNA-mediated post-transcriptional gene silencing
Cellular component (GO): cytoplasm
Molecular function (GO): protein binding; RNA binding
Source: RefSeq, a predicted model, not a curated record